Daucus carota subsp. sativus is the source of this 902-nucleotide messenger RNA. Its product is annotated as 3-hydroxy-3-methylglutaryl-coenzyme A reductase 2. NCBI's taxonomy places the organism in Eukaryota, Viridiplantae, Streptophyta, Magnoliopsida, Apiales, Apiaceae. Gene Ontology annotation, cellular component: peroxisomal membrane; endoplasmic reticulum membrane. Bases 65 to 802 code for a protein of 245 amino acids. The record is from RefSeq and is a predicted model, not a curated record. Gene Ontology annotation, biological process: isoprenoid biosynthetic process; sterol biosynthetic process; coenzyme A metabolic process. The transcript is spliced from 3 exons. Gene Ontology annotation, molecular function: hydroxymethylglutaryl-CoA reductase (NADPH) activity; protein binding.
CUGAUCUGAAUCUUGUGGUUUCAGAUCCAGCAGAUUUGCGAGACUGCAACGCCUUCAAUGCUCAAUGGCAGGAAAGAAUCUUUACAUCAGAUUUAGCUGUAGCACUGGGGAUGCAAUGGGGAUGAACAUGGUUUCAAAGGGGGUCCAAAAUGUCCUGGAUUUUCUUCAAUGUGAUUUCCCCGACAUGGAAGUGAUCGGCAUAUCUGGUAACUUUUGUUCCGAUAAGAAACCAGCUGCUGUCAAUUGGAUCGAGGGGAGAGGAAAAUCUGUUGUCUGUGAGGCAAUGAUAACUGAGGAUGUUGUGAAGAAAGUGCUGAAAACCACUGUAUCUGCCCUUGUAGAGCUUAAUAUGCUCAAGAAUCUGACUGGUUCAGCCAUUGCUGGUUCUCUUGGUGGCUUUAAUGCCCAUGCUGCCAAUAUCGUAUCUGCAAUUUUUAUAGCCACUGGACAGGAUCCAGCACAAAAUAUUGAAAGUUCUCACUGUAUAACCAUGAUGGAGGCCGUCAACAAUGGAAGAGAUCUUCACAUUUCUGUCACCAUGCCUUGCAUUGAGGUUGGAACUGUCGGAGGUGGAACACAAUUAGCAUCUCAAUCUGCUUGCUUGAACCUGCUUGGAGUAAAGGGUGCAAACAAGGAGUCCCCUGGUUCAAACUCUAGGCUCUUGGCCACCAUAAUAGCUGGUUCAGUUUUGGCUGGGGAGCUGUCCUUGAUGUCUGCUAUUGCGGCCGGGCAACUCGUUAGGAGCCACAUGAAAUAUAACAGGUCUAGUAGGGACAUGUCCAAUAUUGUGCUCAAGGAUUAAGGAGUGCUUGUAUUAUCUGGAGUUCUCUUGUUUGCUAAUAGACUUUUAAUUUGCUUUGUUUGUGAAAAUUUAACUUUAUUUGAUCAGAUUUAUUUAUUUA